AUGACUGCUUUGGUGGGAAUCUCUUUGAUUAUUUCAAUUUGGUUAUUGCGUAUACAAGAGGAAGAUUAUGUGGUAUUCAAGCGCUUUGUUUUGAAACAGCGACAAUCGAGUUCGCGUAGGAAUUUCAUAGAUAAUCGGGGCGCAAAGUUCCACAUUAAGCAACAUGGCCAAUAUUGGAUCUUAUACAACUACCUAGUAGCAAAAAAUUUUUAUGUAGGCAAUGAAAGUGUCUCUUUGUCGCUGCAUGGUGAAUAUACCGACUUAGAAGCAUUGACCGCUUUAGUCCGAAGAUGGCACGGCCCUAUUAGCCUUACUCUGUUCGUAAAUGGCGAUGAUUUUCGUCGAGCCGAAAAUAUUAUUUUAUACAUGACAAAAUGUACGGUGUUUGGCAGUGAAAUAUUAUCGUUUGUUACUUUCAAUUUUAUGAUGCAUGAAGAUCAUAUAUGGAGCAAUAUUCCAAAGUCCGAAAAAGAUUUCAUGUCACGAACUACUGAUUGCAUGAGCUCACCAUUUAUUUUAUAUAACGAAACUUACCGUCGUCUAAAGAAACUUAUUUAUCCCUCGAAUAUGGCCAGAAAUAUUGCCCGCCAAACUGUAUCCACAUAUUAUGUUUUAUCACUUGAUAUAAACUAUUUACCGAGUGCGAAAUUUAUUGAGAACUUUCUGAAAAUGGUAUACAAUCUCGAUUUAAAUAAUCCUUUCAAUACCGUCUAUGCCUUGACAGUUUUCAAUGCGCCUAUGCCUAAGGUUGUUCUACCUGAGACUAAAGAAGAGUUAUUGGAAUAUUACGAAAAAAAUAAACUGUAUUUAAGCGACGAGUCAAGAAGAAUUCCAUAUAUUGAAACUUGGCUAAAAUCAUCGAAUGAACUAAAACCGUUCUCAAUAUUGCACAUACGGAAACAUGAACCCGCUUGGUUUCCCUGGUAUGUUAGCGCCAACGAAUAUGAACCUUUUGCUGAUGAUAGACUUCAUCACGAGUCCUUCAUUGAUCGUUCGUCUCAUAUUGAUUUGCUGGAAGUCUUGGGUUACGAUUUCGCUGUGACUGAUAACGCAUUCUUGUUGCAUCUUCCCUCACUGAAUAUGAAAUUAAAUAACAGUACCUUCUUUCAGGACGAAAGAAAUGUUACCAAUUUUACCAAUUUACGACACCAUCGAAAAUUACUAACAUUAAGAAAUUUUCUAAUGAAGUUUACGUGA
Glossina fuscipes is the source of this 1197-nucleotide messenger RNA. RefSeq names its product beta-1,4-glucuronyltransferase 1-like. The coding region runs from base 1 to 1197 and encodes 398 amino acids. The record is from RefSeq and is a predicted model, not a curated record. The transcript has 4 exons. NCBI's taxonomy places the organism in Eukaryota, Metazoa, Arthropoda, Insecta, Diptera, Glossinidae.